Molecule: messenger RNA, 1571 nt
Organism: Cavia porcellus (domestic guinea pig)
Lineage: Eukaryota; Metazoa; Chordata; Mammalia; Rodentia; Caviidae
Gene: Fuca2
Product: alpha-L-fucosidase 2
Exons: 7
Coding region: 49-1440 (463 amino acids)
Biological process (GO): fucose metabolic process; glycoside catabolic process
Cellular component (GO): lysosome
Molecular function (GO): alpha-L-fucosidase activity
Source: RefSeq, a predicted model, not a curated record
GGGGCGCGUCUGGCUGCACUCGGAAGCGCAGCGCGGCGGGCUCGGGUCAUGCGGUGCCCGCGGCUGCUCCCGGGGCUGCUGCUGCCGCUGCUGCUGCCGCGCCCCACGCGGGCUCCGGCCGUGGGCGCCGCGCCCUUCGCGCCCACCUGGGAGUCGCUGGACGCGCGCCCGCUGCCCGAGUGGUUCGACCAGGCCAAGUUCGGCGUCUUCAUCCACUGGGGCGUGUACUCCGUGCCCAGCUUCGGCAGCGAGUGGUUCUGGUGGUAUUGGCAAAACCAAAAGAUACCAAAAUACGUGGCUUUUAUGAAAGAUAAUUACCCCCCGGAUUUUAAAUACGUAGAUUUUGGACCACUCUUUACUGCAAAAUUCUUUAAUGCCAGCCAGUGGGCAGAUAUUCUUCAGGCCUCUGGUGCCAAGUAUGUCGUCUUGACCUCCAAACAUCACGAAGGCUUCACCUUGUGGGGUUCUGAGUAUUCCUGGAACUGGAACGCUGUAGAUGAGGGGCCGAAGAGGGACGUUGUCAAGGAGCUCGAGCUGGCUGUUAGGAAGGAAACCAACUUGCACUUUGGACUGUACUAUUCCCUUUUUGAAUGGUUUCAUCCACUGUUUCUUGAGGAUAAAUCCAGUUCCUUCCAUGCGCAAAAAUUUCCAACUGCUAAGAUGCUGCCAGAGCUCUAUGAGUUAGUGAACAAGUACCAGCCCGAGGUCCUGUGGGCCGAUGGAGAUGGGGGUGCCCCGGAUUCCUACUGGAACAGCACUGGCUUCUUAGCCUGGCUCUAUAAUGAAAGCCCCGUUCGGGACACGGUGGUCACCAACGAUCGCUGGGGAGACGGCUGCAUCUGUAAACACGGCGGCUACUACACCUGUGCUGAUCGCUUCCGCCCGGGGCACCUGCUGUUACAUAAGUGGGAAAACUGCAUGACAAUAGACAAGUUUUCCUGGGGCUACAGGAGGGACGCAGGAAUCACUGAUUAUCUUACGAUUGAAGAACUGGUGAAGCAACUUGUGGAAACGGUUGCCUAUGGAGGAAAUCUUCUGAUGAAUAUUGGGCCCACGCUAGAUGGCACCAUUUCUGCAGUCUUUGAGGAGCGGUUAAGACAAAUGGGGGCCUGGUUAAAAGUGAAUGGGGAAGCCAUUUAUGGAACCCACCCUUGGCGAUUCCAGAAUGACACUUUCACCCCAAAUAUGUGGUAUACAUCUAAGCCGAAGGAAAACUUAGUCUAUGCCAUUUUCUUUAAAUGGCCCAUUUCAGGACAGCUGGUUCUUGCCCAGCCGGAUGCUCUUCCAGGGCGUACAGAGGUAAAACUCCUGGGACAUGGAGCGCCACUCUCCUGGACUUCAUUGAAGCCAAGUGGCGUGACGGUGCAGUUGCCACAGCUAAGCAUUCAUCAGCUGCCCAGCAGAUGGGGCUGGGCCCUCAAACUAACGAACAUGAUCUGAUGUGCAGCCGGAGGCCGUGCUGCAGUUACCUUUAAACUUGGAAAUGUCAGGUUUCUAGAACUGUACUGCAAGGAGAAUUACAAGUGAAUGUAAACUGAUCAAUAAAAGAAUCAAGUGAUUACUUGGGAAAA